AUGGGUGACACAAAAAUCGUGAACGGCGUCUCUGUGCCGGCAAUGUUUUCCGGAAAUCGUGCGUCGACUCGUUCGACGCGCAAGAAGAAGACGCAACUUUUGUCGCCGAAAAAAUUCAUCGAAGCGGUCGGUAAACGGACAAUAUUCACAAUAUUCGAGUUUUUCGAGAUGACGUCUAUUCAAAUCGAUGUAUCUCAGCUGUCGGUGGAGAUAUCAAAAAGUGGCCAACUGAAAAAAUGUACACAAUUUCCUGACGAACAUUUUGUCAGUUGACAACUUUUUGAUAUCUCUACCGGCAGCUGAGAUAAAGCGGUUGGAAUGGACACAGUUCUAUAAUAGUGCGAUUUUUCAAAAAUUCCGCAAAUUUCGUGCAAUUCCCCCGCAAAAACUGGCACUUUUCGAGAGCUUUUAACAUUUGGUCAACGAAUAUUGUCUGUUUCACAAAGUGUUUCCCAAAAACGCAUUGCAGGUGCUCGCAAAAGCGCCCAACUCGAAGUCGUUCGAGGCCGGAUGCGCCGAGCACUACAAAGAGUGCUUUUUGGAUUCGCCGACGUUCGGCAACUACUGGAAGGAGUCGAAUAAGGAGAAGAACUUUUCGAAAAGUAUAAUAUUUACACAAACAAUUUACACAAAAAAAACCAUUUUUCAGACGUCUGGCUGUAUGAUUCGACUCGUGUCAUCAUACCGGAAGUCGACUAUUACCACGCCUCGUGGGUGGAUGGCAUUAGACCGAGUAAGUGCACAAAAAAAAGAAAAAAAUUUGACGCCCAGAGGGGAAUGAACCAAAACCGUGCGGCGUGACGGGCUGGCGCUCAACCACUGCGCCACGCGCGCAUUUGGUUCAGCUGACCGCCAAGGCGUAUGUAUAAUGAGCGUGCGGCGCGCAGGGUGGCGGAAGCUCGCGACUAACAAGCGUUGAAAACCAUUGAAAAAACGAAAAAAGUUUGUAAAAUACGUUUCAAACUGAAUCAAUUUGCGCCAAAUUUGACGAGCGUCAUCUAAUUUGGUGCGGAAUGGUUGAGUGGGAGCCGAGAAAUGGUGAUCCAAACUUGAAAUUAAUGAAAAAUGUGCAUUCAGGUCAAUACAUUCUCGCACAAGCGCCGACAAACGCCGCCUCGCAAAAGGACUUUUUCAAAAUGUUGGCGCACACGAAAGCGGAAGGCCUGCUGGUUGCCGAGAGCAACGACGAGUACACCGCGUUCAUCUCGAGCAAAUUUGUCAACGGCGGCGGCGGCGGAGGAGGCAAGAAGUCGUCGGAGAAGACGUUGGACGACGUGGCCACGCUCACGAUCGCCGAGAACGGAGUGAAGGCGUUGAAGGCGGCGAAGAUGAGCCGGUGGGGCGAGGCGAUCAGCGCCGUCGAGCUGGUCGACAUGCUCGAGAAGGCGCGCAAGUUUCUCGGCACCAUCUCCAAGGGACCGCUCGUGAUUACGUGCAAGGACGGAGCCACGAGGUGUGUGUGUGUGAAUCACGGGGUGCGCGGCGACUAAAAGUCUAGAGAAAACGUGGAUUUUGAGCGCACAAUCCGAGUCCGUGACAAAAUGUCGGAAAAAAGUGACAAAAUGUCGGAAAAAAUUACAAAAUGUCGGAAAAAAUUACAAAAAGUCGGAAAAAAUGCCAAAAUGUCGGAAAAAAUGCCAAAAAGUCUGAAAAAAUUACAAAAAGUCGGAAAAAAUGGCAAAAGGUUGGAAAAAGAUGCGAAAAAAUCGAAAAAAUGACAAAACGUCGAAAAAAAUGCCAAAAGAUUGGAAAAAUACCUGUUUUCCGACUUUUUGUACUUUUUUCAGACCUUUUGGCAUUUUUUCCGACUUUUUGUAAUUUUUUCAGACCUUUUGGCAUUUUUUCCGAUUUUUUGUCUUCCGACCUUUUUGAUUUUUCGACCUUUUGCCACGAACUCCACAAUCCUAGCGCGCUUUCUCUGUCCCCACUCGCUGCUUUCCCCCGCAGCCGGCCGCUCUCUUGUGACUGCCCUCGGCGUCCGCCGCCAACGUGCCGUCGAUAGCUCAGUUGGUAGAGCGGAGGACUGUAGAGUGUGCGUGGUGAUCCUUAGGUCGCUGGUUCGAAUCCGGCUCGACGGAAUCGUUUUUUUUUUUUAAUUUGCUUCUUGUUUAGAAGUGGCCUCGUCGCGCUGCUCGACACGGAAGCGGAUCGUCUCGCGAAAACGGGCAAGGUGAAGCAUACGGAGACGGUGAAACUGAUUCGCAGCAUGCGAUGCAACACGUUUGACAAUUUCGACGUGUUUGAUUUGGGCGUGAACGGAAUCAUCGAGUUGUGCACGAGAUCCGCCGCCACCGCCGCCGCCGUCAGCACCACGUCGACCAUCAAGAAAAAGUGA
Caenorhabditis sp. 36 PRJEB53466 is the source of this 2335-nucleotide messenger RNA. Lineage: Eukaryota; Metazoa; Nematoda; Chromadorea; Rhabditida; Rhabditidae. The record is from the annotation of a GenBank genome assembly.